Humulus lupulus (European hop) is the source of this 1337-nucleotide messenger RNA. RefSeq names its product stearoyl-[acyl-carrier-protein] 9-desaturase 6, chloroplastic-like. The record is from RefSeq and is a predicted model, not a curated record. Bases 34 to 993 code for a protein of 319 amino acids. Lineage: Eukaryota; Viridiplantae; Streptophyta; Magnoliopsida; Rosales; Cannabaceae. The transcript has 2 exons. Gene Ontology annotation, molecular function: stearoyl-[ACP] desaturase activity. Gene Ontology annotation, biological process: fatty acid metabolic process. Gene Ontology annotation, cellular component: chloroplast stroma.
CCUAAACACAAACACAAACUCAAAACCAAAGCCAUGCAGCUACUGGCAUCUUCUUCUUCUUCUUCUUCCAUAAAUCUUCCAUGGACCCCAAACUCACUCCAAGUCUCCGCCGUGGCCACCCCACCUCCGCCGCGGAAGCUCCAUCGAACCCACUCGAUGCCACCAGAGGAAGAAGAGGUGUUCAAGUCGCUAGAGGGCUGGGCCACCAAAUCCAUUCUCCCGCUACUAAAGCCGGUGGAAAAGUCCUGGCAGCCUCAGGAUUUCCUACCGGACCCGACAAAGCCCGAUGAUGAAUUCUUGGAUCAGGUCCGUGCAUUACGUGAUCGGACGGCUGAGCUUCCAGAUGAGUAUUUUGUUAUGUUGGUUGGGGAUAUGAUCACGGAGGAAGGUUUGCCUAUGUACCAGACCAUAAUGAACUCCCUUGACGCUACCAGAGACAAGACUGGAGUUUGCUCCAGCCCCUGGGCUCAAUGGACCCGUGCCUGGACCGCCGAAGAGAAUCGCCACGGGGAUCUGCUUCGAACUUAUCUGUACUUGUCCGGUAAGGUCGACAUGGUCAUGGUUGAAAAGACCAUCCAAUACCUCAUUGGAGCUGGCAUGAACGUGGGAAUGGAGAACAAUCCGUACGUGGGAUUUGUGUACACAUCAUUCCAAGAGCGUGCGACGUUUGUGUCCCACGGCAACAUAGCUCGCAUGGCGAAAGAGGGUGGGGAUCCAGUGUUGGCACGCAUAUGUGGGACUAUUGCAGCCGAUGAGAAGCGUCAUGAAAAUGCCUAUAUGAAGAUAGUGGAGAAGUUACUAGAAGUGGACCCCAACGAGGCCAUGCUCGGAAUUGCAAAUAUGAUUAGGAAGAAGAUCACAAUGCCGGGACACCUUAUGUAUGAUGGCCGUGAUCCCAAGCUAUUCGAGCAUUUCACAAUCCUGGCUCAGAAGCUUGGUGUCUAUACAACUAAUGACUAUGCCAAUAUAUUGGAGUACUUGAUUGGGCGGUAGAAGUUGGAAAAGAUGGAGGGAUUGACUGCUGAGGCUCAGCGUGCUCAACAGUUUGUCUGUGGCUUGGUGCCAAAGAUUAGGAGUCUACAAGAGCGGGCUAAUGAGCGAGCCUCCAAGGUAGAGCCACUUAGUGUCGAAUUUAGCUGGAUAUUUAACAAGGAGAUUGUUUUGUGAGACACAAAAUUUAUUUGGGGUUUACAUGUUAAUUUUUAAGUCAAAAUUUGUGUGUUUGAUUCUAAAUAUAUGUAUCUUUAUUUAUGCUCUACUUGAGAUGUGUCUUUGGUUUUUGUGCUUCUAGGGUAUUUUAAGAGAAAAAUAAUUAAUGGGACAUAUGAAUGAUAUAU